AGAGUACAAGUCUCCCCGCCAUUGACAAGAGGACCAAGUGCCUUUAUACCAGAGAAUGAAGUUAUGCAAGCAAAUGGUUUGGAUGAACGUACCAAUCUUCUUGUGGAAGAAUACUCUACGUCUGGUCGCCUGGACAACAUCACACAGGUCAUGAGUAUCCAUACUCAGUACCUGGAGUCUUUCCUCCGCAGCCAGUUCUAUAUGCUGCGCAUGGAUGGGCCCCUUCCUUUGCCCUAUAGGCACUACAUUGCUAUAAUGGCUGCUGCCAGACAUCAGUGUUCCUACCUAAUAAAUAUGCACGUUGAUGAGUUUUUGAAGACUGGUGGGAUUGCAGAGUGGUUGAAUGGUUUAGAAUACAUUCCCCAAAGACUGAAGAAUCUGAAUGAAAUAAACAAACUCCUUGCACACCGGCCCUGGCUAAUCACGAAAGAGCACAUUCAGAAACUUGUCAAGACUGGGGAAAAUAAUUGGUCUCUUCCUGAACUGGUGCAUGCUGUUGUCCUGUUGGCACAUUAUCAUGCCUUGGCAAGUUUUGUAUUUGGUAGUGGCAUUAAUCCAGAGAGAGAUCCGGAUACAUCUAAUGGAGUCAGACUUAUAGCAGUCAACAACUUCUGUGUCUGUGAUCUUGCCAAUGACAACAACAUAGAAAAUGCAUCCCUCACAAGUAGCAACUUUGGGAUUGCAGAUUCUUUAAGUGAGCUGGAGGCCUUAAUGGAAAGGAUGAAGAGGCUACAAGAAGAUAAAGAGGACGAAGAAGCUUCUCAGGAAGAAAUGGCAACUCGCUUUGAAAAGGAGAAGAAGGAGAGUCUGCUAGUAAUUAGUGGAGCAUUUGAUGAUGAAAUAGUUUCUACAGAUGUCUCCCGCUAUAUUGAAGAUCCUGGGUUUGGGUACAAAGACUUUGCAAGGCGAGGAGAAGACCAUCUGCCAACAUUCAGGGCUCAGGACUAUACUUGGGAAAAUCAUGGUUUUUCCCUUGUAAACAGGCUUUAUUCUGAUAUUGGGCAUCUCCUCGAUGAGAAGUUUCGGAUGGUAUAUAACCUCACAUAUAACACUAUGGCAACACAUGAAGAUGUUGAUACAACUACGCUAAGAAGAGCUUUAUUUAACUAUGUCCACUGUAUGUAUGGAAUCAGGUAUGAUGACUAUGAUUAUGGAGAAGUUAAUCAGUUACUUGAACGCAGCCUGAAGGUUUACAUAAAGACAGUGACCUGCUACCCAGAGAGAACUACCAAGCGCAUGUACGAUAGUUACUGGCGUCAGUUCAAGCACUCGGAGAAGGUUCAUGUCAAUCUACUUCUAAUGGAAGCUCGUAUGCAAGCUGAACUUCUGUAUGCCCUUCGUGCCAUAACUCGUCACUUAACCUGAAGCAUUCGCUGGGCAGGAGUAAAGGAGUUUUUACUGAAUUAGUGGAGUCCAGCAGAAGAUUGGUUCUGCCUGUCCUGAGAACGUACCACCAUGUCAUGACUCGUGACAGACACGCAGGCUGCGUUGCAUUGAAUUGCCCACUGGAUUCUUCUGUGUCUCCUGGAGGCUGCCAGUCACUGUCUUACUACAGCAAUUGAAGGUGAUGCGAGAUGUGGAUGCAAACAUUGAGCACACUUUAAUGUGAAAUUAAUCAUGAUAAAUCCUACAGCAUGCUACUGAAGCGCGAAAUUCAUCUGCUUUGUUGUGCCCCUUCCCAAGAGAAGAGGCCUCACGAUUUGCCAUUUCAGCCACACUUAACUGUGUUUCAAUCAUGCAUAAUCUUGUUUUACUGACAGUCACCCUCAGUUGUCCUUACAAUAUCCAUGCUCAUCACAUGUUGCAAUUUGUUUAGUUGGCACCUAUAAAGUUAAAACACAGGCUGACCAAAAAUAGGGUUGUUGGUUUUUUUGCACUCUCUUCUUUCUCAAUGUUUUAACUAAGGAAAGUAAAGGAAGGCUAGCAUAUCUGUUCUUUCAUAUUGGAUGUGUAGAAAUUUAUUUCCCAUAACCUUUUCAUAGCAUGAAAUUUUAAUAUUCAAAGUUUAAAAAGUUUCUAUGCAUUAGUGUGAGUGAACAAAAGAAAAGUGCAAUAUUUAAAAAGAAA
Messenger RNA from Haliaeetus leucocephalus (bald eagle), 2067 nucleotides. RefSeq names its product sestrin 3 (gene SESN3). Lineage: Eukaryota; Metazoa; Chordata; Aves; Accipitriformes; Accipitridae. The transcript has 10 exons. Gene Ontology annotation, cellular component: nucleus. The coding region runs from base 64 to 1365 and encodes 433 amino acids. Gene Ontology annotation, biological process: regulation of response to reactive oxygen species; cellular response to L-leucine; negative regulation of TORC1 signaling. The record is from RefSeq and is a predicted model, not a curated record. Gene Ontology annotation, molecular function: L-leucine binding; oxidoreductase activity, acting on peroxide as acceptor.